Messenger RNA from Pyrgilauda ruficollis (rufous-necked snowfinch), 4185 nucleotides. It is a transcript of the gene FMN1, whose product is annotated as formin 1. Gene Ontology annotation, biological process: actin nucleation. The record is from RefSeq and is a predicted model, not a curated record. Gene Ontology annotation, cellular component: nucleus; cytoplasm; endoplasmic reticulum membrane. The transcript is spliced from 17 exons. Bases 1 to 3615 code for a protein of 1204 amino acids. Lineage: Eukaryota; Metazoa; Chordata; Aves; Passeriformes; Passeridae. Gene Ontology annotation, molecular function: microtubule binding.
AUGGAAGAACAUAAUGGGAUGCCUGACUGUAGUCAGCUUUUAGACCUGAAGAACACAGCAGAAAGCGACUCUGACCCACUCACUACAUUUUCUGUGAAAACGCUGUUUGGAUUUACAGCUAAGCUUGAAUCUGCAGCUCCCAAGGAAGAAACACUGCUUAAACAAUUUCAGCCUUUGCACAGCAAUAUAAAUACUCACGCUAACACCUGGCAUGAGAGGAAUGAUAAUGGAUAUAAUGAGGACUCAGAAAAUCAGCACAGCGUGGAUAGUACCAGUGGCCAAGCUGACCCAAUGUCUGACAGGCAAGCAGGCCUGGAGCUGGAGUUAGCUGACCAAAAUGAAUUACUUCUUCAGCAUUUGGGGUUUGUUCAGACUUCUUUGUCUGAAUCUGACAGUGAUGACAAGGAUGCUAUUCUUGUGCAAGGUACUUUGGUUCAUACAACAAGUGACACAGAAUCGGACACGGAGAAUAAGGACCUAGACACCGAUGAGAACAAUGCAAGCAAAUAUGGGCUAAAAAAUGCUGCUUUGUCUGCUGAGGCCUUGGACAACAGCAAUCUACAUAAGGAAGAGUCAGAAUCAGAAGGGUACAGCAACAGUGAUGACACUGUGGAUACAGAUGACAUUGAGUUACACCCACCAUUCUCUAAGCAGCUCCCAAAAGAGCUGGAUGGUAUUCUACAGUAUGACUCCAAUGGAAAAGACAGAAUGUUAAUGGAUGAGCAAUUCACUCAUUUGCUUGCUACAGGGGAAUGCCCUCAAGAACUUUCAGAUGAAGAACAAAGACCUUCCGUUGAUAAUAUAUCACUCCAAAAAACAGCACUGGCUGAAAAGACUUUCCAGCUGCCUGCUUUCUUCAGUGGACUACGUGUCAGGAAAAAGGGACUAACCACAGAAGAUGGGGAAACUGUUACAGAAAUUAAACCAAGGGAGAAUGAUUUAGCUCUGCUUAAAUUACGACAGCCUGUUAAGAAAUCCAGUAUUGCAUCAGGUUUCACCAUUAAAAAAAAAUCAUCUGAACCUAAAGCAAAUCCCACUUUCCUAGAACAACUCUCACACUUGUUAAACAUAGACGUCUCCAAGAAUGAAGAUAGAACUGAGGACUCUGGUGAGGGAUCUAGUGAGACUGUGGACAGCGAUGAAGCUCAAGAGAACAAAGCCUCCAGCAAAAGAGAACCACGAUUUCCCUCUGAGGAGAUAAAAUCAAGCCCUGCUGAAUCUGCACUGGAUGCCUUUAAAGCCUUAUUCACGCGACCUCCCAAGAAAGAAACAACUGCAGAUACUUCAGAGCUGGAAGCCCUGAAACGCAAAAUGAGAAAUGAAAAAGAGUCCUUGAAAGCUGUAUUUGAAAGGUCAAAAUCAAAACCUGGGGAUGGAGCAUCAGACAAAUCUCCUGACCUCAGUCCCUCAGAGCAAGAUGACAAGACUCCAGGGAGACUCCAGACUGUCUGGCCGCCACCAAAAGCAAAUCAUGAAGAAGUAAAAGUAGGAUUGAAGUACACAGAAGCAGAGUACCAAGCUGCCAUUCUGCAUUUAAAGAGGGAACACAAAGAAGAAAUUGAAACAUUAAAGUCUCAGUUUGAACUCAGGGUAUUCCAUAUCCGUGGAGAACAUGCUGUCUCAACUGCUCAGCUUGAGGAAACCAUUGCACAUCUGAAGAAUGAACUUGAUAAUAAAUUAAACAGAAGAAAUGAAAAAGCAAAGGAUAUUGGUGUUUCUACUGAAGAUGAUAACCCACCAAAGGCAUACCGAAAUGUAUGUAUACAGACUGACAGAGAGACUUUUAUAAAGCCUAGUGAAGAAGAAAACAGAGCUGUGAAAAAUAACCAAAUAGUACCCAAAAAGCUUAAUAUUUCUUCUUUGACACAUAGUAUAUCUGCCCAAAGUGAAAAUAAGGACAAUUACAAUGUACAGUCAUCAGAAAGUGUCUUGUCUUGUCAACCAAAACAAAUGCUGCCUCCUCCACCACCACCACCACCUCCUCCCCUUCCUGAUUCUUCACUGUCCACUGUAGUUCCUCCACCGCCACCUUUGCCAAUGGGACCGACUUCACUGACAUCUCAGUUUGGAUCUGGUCCACCGCUGCCACCUCCACUUUCUGAAGGCUGUAGGAAUUUUCAAGCACCACCACCACCGCCACCACCACCGCUUCCGGGGCUGGGACCUCCUGUUCCUCCUCCACUGCCUGGAUCUGGGUUACCUCCACCCCCUCCACCUCCUGGGCCUGGGUUCUUUUUUAAUAGCACUUUAUCUUCAAACCAAGGUCCUCGAAAACCUGCCAUUGAACCUGGCCGCCCCAUGAAGCCUUUGUACUGGACACGAAUACAAUUGCAAGAUAACAGGAAAACUGCUAUGCCAACAUUAUGGGAAUCACUGGAAGAACCUGAUAUACUUGACACUACUGAGUUUGAAUAUUUAUUCUCCAAAGACACCACUCAGGAAAAAAGAAAACCAUUAUCAGAGACUUAUGAAAAAAAAACCAAGGCCAAAAAGAUUAUCAAAUUGCUGGAUGGAAAGCGGUCUCAAACUGUAGGAAUUUUAAUAUCGAGUUUGCACUUGGAGAUGAAGGAUAUUCAACAAGCUAUAUUGUGUGUUGAUGACUCUGUAGUAGAUCUGGAGACACUGGAGGCCCUAUAUGAAAACAGAGCACAAAAGGAUGAACUGGAGAAAAUCAAGCAAUAUUAUCAGACUUCAAAAGAGGAGGAACUGAAGCUUCUGGAUAAACCAGAACAAUUUCUGUAUGAGUUGUCUCAAAUCCCCAACUUCGCAGAACGAGCUCAGUGUAUAAUCUUCCAGUCAGUUUUCUCUGAAGGGAUUACAUCAGUGCACCGGAAAGUAGAUAUUGUGACUCGUGUUUCCAAGGCUUUGCUGAGCAUGAAAAGUGUAAAGGAAAUUUUGGGCUUGAUUCUGGCUUUUGGAAAUUAUAUGAAUGGAGGGAAUAGGACCCGAGGUCAAGCUGAUGGGUUUGGAUUGGAAAUACUCCCCAAACUAAAGGAUGUCAAAAGCAGAGAUAAUGGUAUUAAUCUUGUGGAUUAUGUAGUCAUAUAUUACCUACGCCAUUGUGAUAAGGAAGCAGGAACAGACAAGAGCAUUUUUCCUUUACCAGAACCACAGGAUUUUUUCCAGGCCUCCCAAGUUAAAUUUGAAGACCUAAUAAAAGACUUAAGGAAACUGAAGAGAGAUCUAGAAGCCUCUGAAAAGCAGAUGAAGUUAGUUUGCAGAGAGUCUUCUGAAGAGCAUCUCCAGCCCUUCAAGGAGAAAUUAGAGGAAUUCUUCCAGAAAGCUAAAGAAGAACGGAAAAAAGAAGAGAACAGUUUGGAAAAUGCUCAAAAAUGCUUUGAAGAAACAGUGGGAUACUUUGGGAUAAAGCCAAAGCCUGGUGAGAAGGAGAUCACACCAAACUACGUUUUCACGGUGUGGUACGAAUUCUGCAGUGACUUCAAGACCAUUUGGAAACGAGAGAGCAAAAGCAUUUCUAAGGAACGAAUUAAAGUGGCUCAGCAAUCAGUGAGCAAGUUAACUGCAGAGAAGAAAGUUGAAACGAAGAAAAUCAAUCCUACAGCCAGCCUGAAAGAAAGACUACGUCAGAAGGAAGCCAGUGUGACUGCCAACUGAAGGAAGAUGAAUGAAAACAGUACAGUGAUUUCAUACAUUGCCUGAUGCUUUACUACACCAAUGGCCCAGGAAGCACCUUAUGUUAGAUACUGAAUUCUGCUUUGCUGAUGUGUCCCAAGACAAUCCAUUAAAGACUUUUGAGUUCCUUCAGAGGGGUUUGUAUGUUCAGUGGAGGGAAUUCUAAGAAGGUUUUUAUGUGAGAAAUCAAAUUUUUUUCUGUAACUGUUCCUUACAUUGCUUAAAAUGCAUCCUGUUGUCAAUGGUUUAUUAAAAUAUUCUGUGUAUAAUGUAUUAAUACUGAAGAGCUAAAAUGAGCAUUUUGGAUGCUGAGUUAAGUAAUGACUAACAACCUGUAGGUUAUUUACAGGGCUUUAUGUAGAUGAGAGCAAAUAUACCAUUCUGUUCACAAAGGUCUAUUGCAGCAUACUUUUUGUUACUUCAUCAGUAACUGAGGUAAGAUUGACUGAUUCUAAAUAAUUUUAGUGUCUAACUAUUGGAUGCAUCUUUCUAAAAGUGAUUAAAUGUAAUUAUAGAUUCAAACUGUAUUUUGCUAUAAAUAUUUUUAUAGAA